AAAAACAAAAAAAGAAGACUAUUAAUGGAAAAAAAGAUGAUGCAGCAAAUAAAAAGAGUGAAAAAGCAAUUGGGAGAUAUAAUCAAUGAUGAAGAGGAUAAGACAGCAGAAGUGGAGAAUGAGACAGCAGAAGUGGAGAAUGAGACAGCAGAAGUGGAGAAUAAGUUCAAUAAAGAGGAGAGUGUGAUUGAAAGUAAGAAGAAUGAGACUACAGAUAAAAAUAAUAAAAAAGAAAGUGAAGCUGAAGAUGUAUGA
Messenger RNA from Ambispora gerdemannii, 255 nucleotides. Lineage: Eukaryota; Fungi; Glomeromycota; Glomeromycetes; Archaeosporales; Ambisporaceae. The record is from the annotation of a GenBank genome assembly.